AUGGGAAUUUGCAUUUCUGUUGAGAGUAAUGAUGUCUAUGAACCGACUGCAAACGUUAUCUUAAUGGACGGGGGCAUUCAGAAAUUCUCAGAUCCUGUCAAGGUUGAAGAGAUAUUGAAGAAUAAUCCGGGUCAUUUUAUCUGUAGUUCUGAUGUUCUUUACAUUGGCAAAUUUAUAACAGAGCUUCUUCCUCAUGAAGAGCUGCAGCUUGGGCAGUUGUAUUUUAUUGUUCCUAGAAGGAAAUUAGGGUUUGUUUUAUGUGAGAAGGACAUGGCUUCUCUUCUUUUGAAGGCGAAUAAUGCAACAGCACAAUUUCUCUCUUCCAAAUUUGGAGGAAAAGUGCACCCACUGUUUAACAUGCAUCCUUAUUCUGGUGAAGAGGAGGAAUGUUCAUCACCAUCAUCACCAUCAUAUUCUUCUUCUCUGUGUUGUGUUAAGAGAGUCCGAUCGGGUAUAAGCAAAGAGUGGAAGUCGAAUCUUGAAACUAUUGUGGAAGUUGCUUGA
This is a messenger RNA of Cryptomeria japonica (Japanese cedar), 504 nucleotides long. RefSeq lists its product as uncharacterized. The record is from RefSeq and is a predicted model, not a curated record. The transcript has a single exon. NCBI's taxonomy places the organism in Eukaryota, Viridiplantae, Streptophyta, Pinopsida, Cupressales, Cupressaceae. The coding region runs from base 1 to 504 and encodes 167 amino acids.